GACGCCUCGUCGGGCUCGCAGUUCGGGGCUUCCCAGCUGCUCGGGUCUUCUUCCACCGCGGAGGACCGCGCCCGCCUGCUGCGGCGGGUGGAGAUGUGCGCCAAGGCCCGAGAGGAGUCCACCAAGAUCAUGAGCCAGCGCUUCGCCCAACGCGACGCCGUCAAGAUGGAGACCAGGCGCGAGCAGCGGCGUCUCGCGGAAGAGUUCCUGAAGAACCAGCGGGCGCGCGACGAGCGGUGGUCGCGGAAGCUGCAGCGCAGCCCCUUCGCGGUGGACCUCGUCGCCGAGAACCAGCGGAUAGACGAGGACAACCGCGUCCGGGACCAUGUGGACCAGAGGAGGCAGCGGCUCAUGGAGAGACAGAGCCGCGAAGCGCACAACUCCAUCUUCAAGCGCAUCACUGCGGAGACCCAAACGACGAGCUCGAGAGGCUCCGCCGCGAGAAGCGGCUGCUGCUCGAGAACGAGCGGCAGCUCAAGGCGCCGCCGCGCCGGCGACGAGCGACGGCGGCGAGCGAGCGCAGGAGCGGCGGCAGCAGCAGUUCCGCAGAGAGCUGGCCGAGGCGACGACGAGCCAGGCGGGCUGGUCGGACCUCAAGUCGUCGAGGGGCGGCAGGGAUCGCCUUGA
Messenger RNA from Prorocentrum cordatum, 627 nucleotides. The record is from the annotation of a GenBank genome assembly. NCBI's taxonomy places the organism in Eukaryota, Dinophyceae, Prorocentrales, Prorocentraceae.